GUUCCCGUUGGGUGAAUGAUUUUGGUUAGUUUCUUGCCAAAUUUCGGGUUGGCCCAAAUUAGCGAGUACUUCGAAAUUAGCCGUAGGAGAGCAGUGAAUGUCCUGGACGAGUGGGCUGGCCAAUGGGGGCGUGCUGGCCCCCCUGCUGCCGCAGCUCCGCCCCUGGCAGCGGGUCGAUUGGCGCUCCUGCAUGCAGUCGCAGAUCUACGGAGAUUGGGGCAUCUUCUACAACCGCCGCCAGCUGAAACGCUCGGCGCUGGACAGUUUCGGGCGGGCGAUGACCGUCUGCAAGGAGGCGGCGCCGCCCCCCGCUCCGCCCAGCUGCCCAAUGGCCCGCAACACCGGCCCCGCCCACCUUCGCAGCUGUUUCGAUGCGGAGGCGGGCGUGUGCCGCGGGGACUACAAGUCCCUGUUUCAGCGGAGUCGCUGCCAGCGGUCGAUGGCCCGUCCGGAGCUGGCCCUCCUCGAUGUCCGGCGAGCUCAGCGCGCCCUGGAGCUGUUCCGCCGCCCCAAUGAGGCCUGCGCCCUGGUCACCACCGGGAUCAUUGCCGAGAAGUGCGACGCCCUGGUCGAUGCCAACGAAUUCGAAAGCGGCCUCACCACUCUGCACCUGGAAGGGCGUCUCUUCGGCGGACAGUUCGCCGACAGCCGCUUUCGCCAGAUCAAACAGAAGAUCCUUGGCGUUUUCGAUGACACCUUGGGCGAAUCGCUGCGGCCUUUUAUGCAGCAGCACUGCGACGUCCUUGGGGAGGUCGCCCGCCGGCGGAAGGAGCUGGCCGCUCAGGUGCCACGCCCCCUCUGGAAGGAGAUGCGCGAACGGGGGCAGUGCGACGUUCAGAGCGUCCUCGUCAAGGCGCCGGAACAGUUAACCCCAUUGGAAAAAGCCCGUCGGCGGCUGAGCGAACGCCUGUACAACUACAACUACAUGGGCCGCAGCGCCGAUGACGUUGCGCUAUUACGUCAUCUGCGCAGCGACCGCAACUUUCUCGAUCCGCUGAGGCUGAUGACCACGCCCCCCCUGCGCCAACUGAGCGAGGAGCAGUACACAAUUGUCCGUCGGUUUAUGAAAAUGAUGCAUGCCCGGAAUCCGCUGUACAACCGGUUGUACACGAUGCAGCGGCACGGCCGGAUCGGGGAGCAGGAGCGGCGGCAGCGGUUGCGGGAGAUGCACCUGUUCCACGUCCAAUACCGGACGCGUCGCGACUGCCUGAGGAUGCUGCACGAGUUGCACAGGCGCCGCAGGGAGGGCCUCGAUCCGGAGGGGCUGUCCGACUACGUGGAGCGGACAAUGUCCGUACAUUUCGAGCUGAAGACGCAGCGAACGCUGCCCUGGAAGUGGGAGUUCCUCAACGAUGUCUACAAUACGCUGGCACUGGCCUACUGCGACCGCUGCACCGUGCCCGACAAUGUGGACUUCCUGGAAGCCCAGAAUCGACACAUAUUAUAUCAAUUUCGAUCGGAGGAGGUGCGCGACAUGACCGUCAGCGUGGGGGGCUCCAAUAUCUACCUGGAGAUCGAUCGGGAGAAGGAACGGCACAGCCGCAUCAACCAGAAGCUGGAGCAUCUGGGGAAUCGACUGCGCCAUUCCCGCUAUCCGAUCGAGCGAUCCUAUUUGUUAUUCGAGAUUGCGCGCUGCCACUUUAAGGGUUCGCGCUUCGACAAGUGCUUGAUGGUGGUUCAAAAGGCCUUCAACGAGGCGCGCAGAUGCAAUAGUUUGAUCUGGCGGUUCAACUGCGUGUUCCUCGGAUGCCAAGUACAUGCCGUACUGAAUCGAUUUGAGAAGCUAAAGGAAUCCCUGGCCAAGGCCAGGCAAUUGGCCAGCGAUCUGAAGUCCCCGAAACUGGUGGCCUUUAUUGCCAUCUGCAUUAACGUUAACAACUACGAAUUGCAAAUACGGCGAUUGCGGCAGUCGGAUAUGUCGGUGCGGAAAUCGCGCAAACGCAGUCCCAUUAGCACAGCAACUCCAAUGAGCUCUCAGGCAUCCAGUAGUAGUGUGUUGUUAUAGAGAAAAUGUAACCAGAAAAACCUAUUCCAGUUUUGCAAUGGAAUAUUAAGUUGACAGCUGUUGGCUCAGUUGUAUGUAACUAGCAAACUAUUAAAAUGUAAUAGGUUUUUACUAUAGGAUUUAAAUUUUGACUU
Molecule: messenger RNA, 2139 nt
Organism: Drosophila elegans
Lineage: Eukaryota; Metazoa; Arthropoda; Insecta; Diptera; Drosophilidae
Exons: 5
Coding region: 98-2005 (635 amino acids)
Source: RefSeq, a predicted model, not a curated record